AUGCUCAGGAAUGAAGCCUCCCAAAUUCCUCAGAAGCCAAAGCUGGAAUGGCCUUUAUGCUGCCAUCCAGCAUGCCAGCAGCACGCAGAGAGAGGCUUCUGCAAAAUCUCACACUCAGCCCUGCAAUUUUACAGCAGAACCAAAGCAAUGGGAAUCCUUUGGUUCAUUUUGAUCUUCAUCUCCCUGACAAGCCACGGAGAUGCUCAUGGACCAGACAACUGUAAACACAAAGGGGGCUUGUGCCGAGUUGGAAACUGUAUUUCUGGUGAACGUCUGUCUAGGUACUGCUUUAAACCGAUCAUUCUCUGUUGCAAAAGUUUCUCACCCACUACUGCAAAGAUCUGA
Messenger RNA from Colius striatus (speckled mousebird), 345 nucleotides. Its product is annotated as gallinacin-12-like. The coding region runs from base 1 to 345 and encodes 114 amino acids. The record is from RefSeq and is a predicted model, not a curated record. Lineage: Eukaryota; Metazoa; Chordata; Aves; Coliiformes; Coliidae. The transcript is spliced from 3 exons.